AAAAUCAUGUAUGUAUACGUAUUUCACCUUGAAUAAAGAGGCUCUCAGGCUUUUCACGGAACAUUGCCCAAAAUGUGCCUGCGAGCGUUUAAUAUUUUACAUUAUUAAAUUAUAAAACAUUUCCAUCGCUCAACCCUCCUAAGCACAAUUUGAGAGCUCGACGUCAACUCAGUCUUAUUUCUAAGAGCCUGAUCUUCCUAUUAUAAUGAGAAACAAUAAGCUGAGCUUUCUCCUCUCGUAUCUAUCAUCAAGUAAACAUUCAAUGUACAAUCGCUUAUCACAAUAGUACAGCCGUUUCAUAGUCAUUAGUUAUUGCUUGAUAAGGGCAUAACCAGCCAAUCCAUUUGCUCCCUUAAUCACUGGGUACUUAGCCAAUAACGGAUGAAGAUGUUCGCUAGACAAUUCAACAACAGCAUUUUACACAAAUUACUUAUUUCACGUCACUUCCCGAUGCUUCAGCGGCUACUUAGUGCAUCUGUGGCAGAGGGAAAUGUGGUCGUUGUGCAGGAGCCGAAUGGUGGUGCACCUUUAAAAUUUCCCAGUGUUUGGUUACGCGACAAUUGCCAGUGUAGCUGCUGUUUUCAUAAAAAUACCAAGAGUCGACAGGCAAACUGGAUGCGUGGCAAUGUGGAAUCACGCAUCCGGAACAUAAGUGGUGGCCAUGAAGAGGAUGUAGUGGCUAUUGAUUGGUUCGAUGACCACAAAUCGGUCUUCAAACUAGACUGGCUGCGGGAUAGAGACUUUGCACCAACUAAUCGCGAACGCUACAUUGAAGAAGUUUAUAAGCCAUCCUACCAAUUGUGGUCAAAGCCGGAUUUCCCAAAGGUGUGGCGCACUUUCGAGUUUAAGGAUGUUAUGGAAAAAGAUGGAAGUUUCUUGCAAUGGUUGGAGUCAUUAGCGGUACAGGGGUUUUCAAUUAUCAAAAAUGCGCCGCAUGAUGUAACUGUGGCUAGGCAACUUUCUGAUCGUAUUGGCUUUAUAAAGCGCACCACUUAUGGUGAAGAGUUUGAGGUAAAGUCGAAGGAGAACGCAACCAACUACGCCUACCUAAUGUCACCCCUGCCACUGCAUACAGAUUUGCCAUAUUACGAACACCAGGCCGGCAUCAAUCUGUUACACUGCUAUGUGCAGUCUCUUUCUCACGGUGGCAGUAAUCUUUUGGUCGAUGGUUUCUACGUUGCAGAAAGAUUACGCAAGGAAUUUCCAAUUUUUUUCGAAAUACUGUUAAAAACGCCAGUUGAUUGGUAUGAUCUCGGCAAGGACAGUGGCAUAUCGUUCCAUAAUAUCUGGCGCUCACCAAUGAUUUCUUUGGAUGUGGAUGGCCGUUACCAUCGCAUUAACGAGAACAGCAUGAAGCGGGAUAGUCACUUCACGAUAGCACUCGAGGAUGUGGUACCCUGGUAUGAAGCUUACGACAAAUUCAUUGAAUUAGCAUACGCACAGACUGUGGAAUUUAAAAUCACACCUGGCGAAGUUUUUGCCUUUAACAACAUGCGUAUGUUGCAUGGACGCACUGCGUAUGAAGAUUCGCCUACUAACAAACGACAUUUGAUAGGUGCCUAUGUUGAUUGGGACAUUAUCUAUUCUAAGAUACGUAUCCUUAGGUCACACAAAAAAACAAAAUGGAAUUAAAGUAGAAAAAUAAAUGCAUAUACACGUAGA
Molecule: messenger RNA, 1662 nt
Organism: Anastrepha obliqua
Lineage: Eukaryota; Metazoa; Arthropoda; Insecta; Diptera; Tephritidae
Product: gamma-butyrobetaine dioxygenase
Exons: 4
Coding region: 382-1632 (416 amino acids)
Biological process (GO): carnitine biosynthetic process
Cellular component (GO): mitochondrion
Molecular function (GO): oxidoreductase activity
Source: RefSeq, a predicted model, not a curated record